Gossypium raimondii (Peruvian cotton) is the source of this 1318-nucleotide messenger RNA. Its product is annotated as probable arabinose 5-phosphate isomerase. Gene Ontology annotation, molecular function: carbohydrate derivative binding; isomerase activity. The transcript has 3 exons. NCBI's taxonomy places the organism in Eukaryota, Viridiplantae, Streptophyta, Magnoliopsida, Malvales, Malvaceae. The coding region runs from base 114 to 1148 and encodes 344 amino acids. Gene Ontology annotation, biological process: carbohydrate derivative metabolic process; carbohydrate metabolic process. The record is from RefSeq and is a predicted model, not a curated record.
CAACCCAAAAAUAAAGGCCCCAAUAUAGGCCAAUAAUAAUACCAUUCCACCACUCUCUCUUCUUCAUUUAUUUGCAAAUAAUACCAUCGGAUCGGAUCUGAAACAAAUCAACAAUGGGAUCGCUUCCUCCGUCACUAGACCUCCCAUCGCCGCCGCCCAAAAAUCCCCAACAUGAGCGAGUUUCCGAAACUACCCUUUUCAACCUCUUCAAAGCCCAACAAGGCCACCUCAAUUACUUCUUCCAGAACCUCGAUUUGUCCCAAGCAUUGUCUUUCACUGAAACCCUCCUUAAUUCUCGGGGCACCAUUUUCUUCUCUGGUGUCGGAAAAUCCGGAUUCGUCGCCAACAAGAUCUCCCAGACCUUAGUUUCUCUCGGCAUCCGCUCCGCUUUCCUCUCCCCUCUCGACGCCCUCCACGGCGACAUUGGCGCGCUCUCCGCCGCCGACAUCCUCGUCCUCUUUUCGAAAUCCGGCUCCACUGAAGAACUCCUACGUCUCAUCCCCUGUGCUAGAGCCAAGGGGGUUUAUCUCAUUUCGGUCACCUCCGUCCCCAAAAAUGCCUUGGCAAACGCUUGCGAUAUGAACGUGCAUCUUCCGUUGGAGAGGGAAUUGUGUCCGUUUGAUUUGGCGCCGGUUACUUCGACAGCGAUCCAGAUGGUUUUCGGAGAUACGGUGGCAAUAGCGCUUAUGGGAGCUAGGAACUUGACUAAGGAUCAAUAUGCGGCCAAUCAUCCUGCUGGUCGGAUUGGGAAAAGCCUUAUUUUUAAGGUAAAAGAUGUAAUGAAGAAGCAAGAUGAGCUUCCAGUUUGCAAGGAAGGAGAUUUGAUAAUGGAUCAGCUGGUGGAGCUUACUAGGAAAGGAUGUGGGUGCUUGCUGGUUAUAGAUGAGGAAUAUCACUUGCUUGGCACAUUUACAGAUGGUGAUUUGCGGCGUACGCUUAAGGCUAGCGGAGAAGCCAUAUUCAAGCUCACAGUCGGUGAAAUGUGCAACAGGAAACCAAGAACCAUUGGUCCGGAUGCGAUGGCAGUGGAAGCCAUGCAAAAGAUGGAAUCACCACCAUCUGCUGUACAAUUUCUGCCUGUAAUUGAUCGUCAAAAUACCUUGAUCGGUAUUGUCACAUUGCAUGGAUUAGUUUCAGCUGGUCUUUGAAAUAUACGGUCUUGUAUGGUUUUGAAUGUUGAUACCCUGACAUAAUUCUUUUGUAAGUUUGGAGUAGAAUUUAAAUUCAACCUGAUGAUAGCUUCUUAUGUAUACAAGAUAUUUGAAUAUUAUUUAUCAAUUCAUUAAUUCAAUGUGAUUUAUUUAUUUUGGACGUCAAA